GCGAAACCAGAAUGCAGAAGCAUAAGCAGGAAUUCGAGAUGAUACGAAUUGUUCUGUUACUAGUUGCGGCAUACCUUCCACUAAACUACUGCAAGAUAGAAAUUGAAAUGCAGCGAUUCGAGCAACUUGGUGCGACAAGUUUAAUUGAUGCUACCAACCUGCGCAUUCGGAAGUACAACCGAACAUCUCCGGUGCUUAAUGGAACAAUAUUGAUACACAAGGAUCUGAACAACUUCUAUGAGGGUUCGAUGAAAGUUUUCUACAGUCGCCUUGGCAACAAUCAGUUCAACGAGUACCCGCUGAAAUGGUCGCCCAAACCAUUCUGUCACAUGUUGAACGAUUCCUACCGUGACCUUCAGCAUAUCUUUCUAAACCAUUCCAAUUUUCCCCAAGUGUCGGACGAAGGUCUCUGUCCAUUUCCGCAGGGAACAUACUGGUUCAACAAUGCCAUGUUUCCAACCGAGUUUAUACCACAGAUUGUGCAAAAUGGUUACUGGAGGAUGAGUAUCAUGGUCAACGAUGAUGUUCAUUUGAACCUAUACACGUAUGUGAAGAACACGUUGACUUAAGUUGGUAUCCAGGGGUGACAUUGCGCAUCUCGAAACGAAAGGUUUAUUGUAUGCAAGCUUGUACGAAAAAGUCGAUUCGAAAUGGUUCCAUAAUGUCGCCCCAGGACGAAAAAAAGUAUUUGGGUAAAAUGAGGGGUAAUAUACAAAACAGGACAACCGUUACAUUGUGCAUGUCAAAUCAUUGAUGAUUCUAAUAUAUGUUUUUGCUUCAACAACAUCAGAAAUUACAUGUAAAACAGAAACAAAGUCCAAUUCCAAAGAUCCAUUAAA
Messenger RNA from Topomyia yanbarensis, 839 nucleotides. RefSeq lists its product as uncharacterized. The transcript is spliced from 2 exons. The record is from RefSeq and is a predicted model, not a curated record. Bases 12 to 569 code for a protein of 185 amino acids. NCBI's taxonomy places the organism in Eukaryota, Metazoa, Arthropoda, Insecta, Diptera, Culicidae.